Molecule: messenger RNA, 2411 nt
Organism: Colletotrichum godetiae
Lineage: Eukaryota; Fungi; Ascomycota; Sordariomycetes; Glomerellales; Glomerellaceae
Exons: 3
Coding region: 392-1975 (527 amino acids)
Source: RefSeq, a predicted model, not a curated record
GUCUUGUCUUAUUGUUGACCAAGGAAGAGAAGCAUGAGAAGGCCCGGAUUCAGAAAAUUUAAGGCUUUGGGCAUCAACAUUCAUGCCAAGCCACGGCGAUCAUGGCACACAGCGUCUGUUGGACAUGCAUGUCAGUGCAUCAAAGGCAGCAAUAAUGCGGCAAUCUGUUCAUCUGGCCGCCGUCCAAGAAAUCAGAUGGCAGGUCUGGAAUCUGGAUUGGUCUGUUGGUUCUCAACGCUGCGAGCCGUUGCCGCUGAAUCGCUGAUUUGCUCAGCCGCUGCUGGAGGCCAUCAGUCGACUCCACACACACUUGCAAGUCGUCUUGCCCAACGGCCGAGCAUACAGCGAAGACAAAUGAGGUAUAAGAGAAGAGUUUUUCCUCGUCCGAAAGAUGUCGAAAUUUGAUCAGGCUCCACCAUGCGGACUUCAAUCCUACCUCAUCUCACUACCUGUGCCCAGCCUAACCAUGUCUGAGGAGUCUUUUCAUCAGAUCGACCCUAAUGGGGACGUCGUACUGAUCCUUCGCAACCCUGACGCCCCAUUUGCUGUUUGGGAGGCCGACUUGUCAUCUGAAGAAAAUUUUGCGAAGGAAUGUCCUACAGCAGUAGAUAUCCGUCGUUCAUCUCGCAAUAACGGCGAACUUCGCGGGGCCGAACCGGUUCCAGAGCCACCUCCGGCAACAUUCCCAACGGUAUACGAUGAUUCGGGCUUCUGGGGAGGCAGUCAAGGUAUGACAAAAAAACGGAAAAAGAAAAAGAAGUCGUCGUUGUGGGGUAUCUCAUCGGCUUUUGAUGACGUUGUACCUGUCGAAGUAGCGGUCCCAUACGAAGAGCCGCACCCAAAGGUAUAUUACGAACCAGAACCAGAGGCAGAGGCACACCCCGCGCCAGAGCCAGAGCCGGAGGCAGAGGCGUACCCUGCGCCAGAGCCGGAGAUAGAGGCAUACCCCGCACCAGAGCCAGAGCCAGAGGGAUAUCCCGACAUUGAGCCAGAACAGGAGUUUGAGGCACAUGUGGCGCCAGAGCUAGAGGUACCCGAAAGGCCAGAGGUGAAAUAUCUUGUUUCUUCAAGGCACCUCGCUCUAUCAUCGCGGUACUUCUCGGCCAAGCUCUCCGGCCCGUGGAUUGAGGCUGCGGUCAAGCACAUUGAUGGCUGUUAUCACAUGGAUGCAACAGAAUGGGAUUCCGAGGCAUUACUCAUUUUAAUGCGGGUCAUUCACGGAAAGACAAGAAGUGUGCCCCGCCACAUGGACCUCGAGAUGUUGGCGAAGCUGGCAGUGCUUGUGGACUACUACGAAUGUCACGAGGUCAUCGAAAUCUACUGCCCUGGGUGGAUUGGACCUUUGAGCGACAAACUACCAGCCGACUACGGUAGAGACAUGGUUCUCUGGCUCCUGAUCUCACACGUUUUUCAACAAUACGACAUCUUUCAGCAAAUGACGCGGGUGGCAGUAUUGAAGAGCGCCGAUCCUGUUCGAACCAUGGAACUUCCGAUUCCAUCUAGCCUCGUUGAUUUGGUAGACUGGCGCAGACAAGAUGCGAUCGAGUUCAUCUUGAGGAUGCUUCAGAAGCUGCUUGAUGCGUUCCGAAACGGGACAGCUGGUUGUAGCUUUGAAUGCAGCAGCAUUCUAUUGGGGGCCCUUACCAAAGAAAUGGACAAGCACAAUCUACUUGAUCCUAAGCCAGCCGCACCUUACUCAGGAUACUCCAUUGAGAACACGGAGAAGAUCAUCAGAGCCUUCCGCUCUCCGCAGUGGUGUAGUGAGAUUUACUCGUACGGGGCAAGGCAUCAUCCAUGCACUCUGGGCAGCAUGAUAGACUGUCACCUAAAUGCAGACUUCGACAAGUGCAAACAAGGCUUCAAGAUUUGCGACACAGUUUUGGCGCAAGUCAAUGGAACACAAAAGCGUGGGAAAGGGAGAGCAAUAUCCUUUUCUGCGGAGGAAGAGCCUGUGCCCAUUUUGGAGAGCAAUUAGGACAUGUCGGACACUUUCUUGUGAGAGGCUCUCGUUUUCGGACAGCUCAAUUGUGGGCUUCGCUCAAGCGUUACACCAUACCUCCAGAGAAUCGCUUUCAAGGACUCUUGUAAAUGUCUUUCGCUUUCUCUAAGCUACUGGAAUACUGGGAUCGAUUUCAUGAAUUCGACAAUUUCUAGUAAUUCCAAUUUUCUGCAGGCUAGUGCAAGAGAGAUAUUGUGCCACUUAAGCUAUACACCAGGUACUAUCAGCUGGUCAACAUCCGGACCCCAUCCUUCGGACCUCGAAAAGGUGACCGUGUUUUCUCCUUCCUUCAGAUUGACGUGGAUGGCGCUGCUACCAGUAGUAGAAAGAUGAGACGUCGCAAGGAAAGCGACUGACUGCUCUUCGCCGUUCACAGAAACUGCAGCAUGUCGAGAGGCAGUAUCGCCGUUCU